GCAGAUACAUGUUAACUAUCCCUAUCCCGAAUGAUAGUCUGCUUGGAUUUCCGCAGCAACUCUGCUGGUUUCAGAUUCUAUCUCUGACUCCGCAAGGUGUUCGCGGGGGGUCUUUUGGGGGAGAACCAGUACCUGAUCAAACCAUCAAACCCCUCCGCAGGUCACGAUACCGGUUCUCUCUUGCCGAUCGUCUAGAAUCCCGCAAACCAGACCAGACCAGACCAAACACCUCAGACAACAAUACUCGAGGACCAACCCGUCUAUCCCAUUUCGAACAGUCUACAGUCCGUUAUUCCUCUCCUCAAAACCUCCCCCAUACUCUGUACUGCCGCACCAUCCCUCCGAUGAGCCCGUAUCGGCGGCCGUGAUGAGCCAAGAUGAGCCAGUCCUCUUCGACAACAGAGCGCACCGCGCCUGAGCUCCGGUACGUGCAGUACGAAAGCAGCCGGGAAAACGAGUACGUCGCAGCGAUGAGGCAAUUGAUCUCCAAGGAUCUCUCGGAGCCCUACAGCAUAUACGUCUACCGCUACUUUCUGUACCAAUGGGGGGACCUAUGUUUCAUGGCCAUGGACGACCAGGAUAACCUCGUCGGGGUGGUGGUAUCCAAGCUCGAACCGCACCGCGGCGGUCCGCUUAGAGGGUAUAUCGCCAUGUUGGCAGUUAGGGAGGAGUAUAGAGGGAAGGGGAUAGCGACGAAGCUGGUGCGCAUGGCGAUUGAUGCUAUGAUCGAGCGGAAUGCAGAUGAGAUCGCGCUCGAAACCGAAAUCUCAAAUACCGCCGCUAUGAAACUAUACGAACGUCUCGGAUUUCUUCGCAGCAAACGCUUACACCGAUACUAUCUGAACGGUAAUUCCGCAUAUCGUCUUGUUCUGUAUCUCAAAGAAGGCGUCAGUUCCAUUCAGCCGGAAUUCGAUCCAUAUGCUCCUGUUGGUACGGAUUCUGGUCUUGGUUUCAAUGACUCUGGAGCUCCGCUGCUCGGCGGGAACGGGCGAUAAUGAUGUUAUGAUUGUCAUGUCUGUGUAGGACCGUUGAUACUGCUUAUGGAUGCCCCUGAGACAGAGACUGUUGGCGCCAGAAGGAUGAAGAUGAGGAUACCAAUGGAUGAGUUAAGUUGUCAUGUCCAGUAUUGACUGGGUCUGUGGACAGUACAUGCGCCGAUACUUUGGAUUCUCUUGGAAAAAGUCGUGACAGAUCAGAGAUAAAUUUAUACCCCUUUAGACAUUCCAUAUUAUUCAGUUCGCC
This is a messenger RNA of Paecilomyces variotii, 1242 nucleotides long. RefSeq names its product GAG protein N-acetyltransferase. Lineage: Eukaryota; Fungi; Ascomycota; Eurotiomycetes; Eurotiales; Thermoascaceae. The record is from RefSeq and is a predicted model, not a curated record. Bases 378 to 995 code for a protein of 205 amino acids. The transcript has 2 exons. Gene Ontology annotation, molecular function: protein-N-terminal amino-acid acetyltransferase activity. Gene Ontology annotation, cellular component: NatC complex. Gene Ontology annotation, biological process: N-terminal peptidyl-methionine acetylation.